AUGGACAACGGUAACACCAAAGGUGUUGUAGCGGCCGCGGGGGGUGUUGGCGCGUGCGCGGGGCGGCGGGCGGAGGGGCGCGGCGGCGCGGCGCGGCCACGCUGCCUCACUCGGCCGCGCGCCGCCGCCCGACUCGCGCGUCACGACCAUAUUGUCCUGUCACAGCAGUUAUACCGGGAGUACGCGGACCGGGCUGUGGUUCAGUGCUGCCGCUGUUCCUGCGUGUGUUUAGUGUGUGUUGUGUCAGUGCUAGUCGCCGCGCCGCUGGGUGUCGCUCGGACGCCAGCAGACGAGAGUGGUUCAACACAUGAUCACCGGAGGGUGCAUAUAUCGAGCGGCGCUCUGCGCAUGCGCGCCACAGUUUUUCGCUGCAUCUGA
Messenger RNA from Spodoptera exigua (beet armyworm), 378 nucleotides. Lineage: Eukaryota; Metazoa; Arthropoda; Insecta; Lepidoptera; Noctuidae. The record is from the annotation of a GenBank genome assembly.